AUGGAACCUAAAGCCACCACCAUCAUCAUCUUCUCCAUUGUCACCUCCCUCUCUUCACUGCCAUCUUUAAUGGCGGCAGCUUCAUCUUCAAACAAAACAACUUAUAUAACUGCUGUUUUCGGAUUUGGCGACUCCACAAUCGAUACAGGAAACAACAACUAUCUUCCCACAAAUAAUCGAGCAGUUCAUCCUCCAUAUGGCAUAGAUUUUCCUACCCAUAUCCCAAAUGGGAGGGUCUCUAAUGGCAAGCUAGCUAUAGAUUUCAUAGCCUCUUCAUUAGCCCACAAAAUCUACAUGCUACCUUAUCUUGACCCUAAACUCACCGACCAUGAUCUGUUAACUGGAGCCUGCUUUGCAUCAGCUGGUUCUGGUUUAGAUCCUUUAACAGGAAUGUUUGAUAAUGUGCUUAAUGUAUCAACUCAGUUAGAUUUGUUUGAUGAAGCUUUGAGAAGGAUAGAGAGAUUAGUUGGUGAUGGGAAGGCUAGAUUUAUAGUGGAAAAUGCUUUAUUUUUCUUUAGUGUUGGAACCAAUGACUUGCUCAAUAAUUUCUAUAAUGUGCCUAUAAGGACAUCUGAGUUUACAAUUUCAGGUUACCAAGAUUUUCUGCUUCACAAACUUGAAUAUGCCAUUAAGAGGCUUUACAGCAAAGGAGCAAGAAGGUUUGCGUUGUCUAGUCUGGGACCGAUCGGGUGCUUGCCAUUACAAGUGAGUCUAUUUAGCAAGAAACUGGAACGUAGGUGUGUGGAGCAGCAGAACAAUGAUAGUAUUGCUUAUAACAGAAAGCUUCGACUCUUGGCCUCAAGAUUGGAGACUCAAGGUGCCAGAGUUGUCUAUUGUGACGCAUAUAAUCUUACCCUCGACUUCAUUAAUAAUCCGGCUAAGUACGGUGAGAAAUUUGAUUAG
Messenger RNA from Manihot esculenta (cassava), 903 nucleotides. RefSeq names its product GDSL esterase/lipase At2g31550. Gene Ontology annotation, molecular function: hydrolase activity, acting on ester bonds. NCBI's taxonomy places the organism in Eukaryota, Viridiplantae, Streptophyta, Magnoliopsida, Malpighiales, Euphorbiaceae. The transcript has 2 exons. The record is from RefSeq and is a predicted model, not a curated record. Bases 1 to 903 code for a protein of 300 amino acids.